AUGACCACUAGACUUCACUGGCUCACAAGAGCUCUAUGCCUGAUAAGCAUACUGUGCACUGUCACUUCCACAUAUGUGACAGAAGAUUAUUCAUCCCCCGCUGAGAAAGAAGUCACCUUCAGCCACGUCUAUAAGAUUGACCUGGCCAAGAGCCCUGAGUGUAAACUCGCCUUGCAGACCCCCCCUUCCCAACAGGACCAGUUUUCAGGCCUGCAAGAGCUGGAAGGGGGCGCUACUCUGGAGGGGGAAAACAACAUAGUUUUCAGGCACCAAAUCAACCUCAAGACCCCAAAGUGUGACUGUGAUGAGUCGGAGAGCUUUACGUCUCUGCUGUACAGAGUCAACGGGCUGGAGGAGGAGGUGGAACACCUGAAGAGUCAGUGCUCCCAGGGCUGCUGUGGUGGAGCAGGAGGUGUGGACACUAGCUGUAGUGGCCACGGGACCUACCAGCACAACACCUGCAGUUGUCAAUGCAACCCUAGCUGGGAGGGUCCAGACUGCUCCAUUUCCACCUGUCCUGAUGAGUGCAACGACAACGGCCGCUGUGUGGAUGGCAAGUGUGUCUGCCACGCUGGCUACACGGGGAGUGACUGCAGCCAGCUGAUGUGCCCAGGGGCCUGCAACGAUAAGGGACACUGCGUGGACGGCAAGUGUGUUUGCUUCAGCCACUUCACUGGCGAGGACUGCAGCGAACAGAAAUGCGAUCCUGACUGCAUCCACGGCACCUGCGUGAACGGAAUGUGUAUCUGUGACGAAGGCUUCUUUGGUGAAGACUGCUCUACAGUGUUGGGCCCUAACGGCCUGCGUCUGGUAAGGGUGACUGAUAAUUCUCUGCUGGUGGAAUGGGAGGCUGUGAAAGCAGCAGAGUACUACAUCCUGACCUGGCACCCUGAGGGCAAUGAGGCAGAGCUGGAGCGGGUCACCGUGCCCAACACAGAGACCUCCUACCUGAUCACAGGACUCAGCCCAGGUGUCACCUACAUAGUGCAGGUGUACGCUGUCAUCAAGGAGAUCCAGAGCGAGGGGGACAGGAUAGAGGCGACCACAGAUGUGUCUGGUAUUGAUGGUAUCCGGGUAUUGGGCCAGACUGAGGACUCUAUCCAGGUGGACUGGCAGAACCCUGCAGCACCUCUAGACCACUUCAGACUGACCUAUGCUAACCCUGACGGGCAGGAGGAGGAGCAGAACGUACCAAUGAGUGCAGAGGCCAGGACCACCCAAACCAUCGUAGGACUGCAACCUGGCACUGAGUACCUCAUCAGAGUGCAAGGCAUCAAAGGGACCAUCGAAGGGAAAGCCGCCUUCGCCACCGGGGUCACAGAUCUUGACGGUCCUACUAACCUCUUGACCAAAGAAGUGACAGAGGAUACCGCUACCGUGGAAUGGCAGAAGGUACAAGCAGAGAUCGACGGCUACAUGAUCAGCUACAGCUCUGCUGAGGGCUCCAGUGGGGAGAUCCCUGUUGGGGCAGACAGCACCUCCUACAGGCUGACUGGGCUGAGGCCUGGAGUCCUCUACACAGUCUACAUUUGGGCUGUCAAGGGCUCCCGGGUCAGCAGGAAGAGCUCCACAGAAGCUGAGACAGAACUAGAUUUUCCUACUAACCUGUUGACCAGAGAAGUGACAGAAGACACAGUGACAGUAACAUGGGAUAAAGUCCAGGCUGAAAUCGACGGCUACAUGAUCAGCUACAGCUCUGCUGAGGGCUCCAGUGGGGAGAUCCCUGUUGGGGCAGACAGCACCUCCUACAGGCUGACUGGGCUGAGGCCUGGAGUCCUCUACACAGUCUACAUCUUGGCUGUCAAGGGCUCCCGGGUCAGCAGGAAGAGCUUCGUUGACGCUGAGACAGAUCUGGAUGCUCCUACUAACCUCUUUACCAGAGAAGUGACAGAGGACACAGCUGAUGUGUCGUGGGACAGACCUUUAGCGGACAUUGAUGGCUACCUGAUCAGCUACAGCUCUGCUGAGGGCUCCAGUGGGGAGAUCCCUGUUGGGGCAGACAGCACCUCCUACAGGCUGACUGGGCUGAGGCCUGGAGUCCUCUACACAGUCUACAUCUGGGCUGUCAAGGGCUCCCGGGUCAGCAGGAAGAGCUCCACACCAGCUGAGACAGAAAUUGACACACCAAAAAACCUGAAAGCAUCGGAUGUUAAACUGAAUGUAGCUACCCUGACCUGGACUGCUCCCUUAGCCAGAAUUGAUGGCUACAUCCUCACAUUGAGAGCUGAGGAUGGCAGUUUGAAGAAUCUGAGGGCAGGAGAGAGCAGCUUUGCCAUGUCGGGCCUGGAGAAAGGAAAGAACUACAUUGUUACCCUCCUUGCUUACAGAGGACCAAAAAGGAGCAGAGUGAUAGAGAUCACAUUUAAAACAGUGGGUGUGUUGUACCCAUUCCCCAUGGACUGUACUCAGAUUAAGAAGAAUGGUAACGUGGCAAGUGGAAUCUACACCGUUUACGUCAACAGUGAACGUACCAAGCCCAUGGAGGUGUACUGUGACAUGGACACUGAUGGCGGUGGAUGGGUGGUGUUCCAGAGACGCAACAAUGGACAGAUGGACUUCAUGAAGCGCUGGAGACAGUACAUGGCUGGUUUUGGGAACAUGACUGAUGAAUUUUGGCUUGGUCUGGACAAUAUCUAUGAGCUGACCAAUACUCCCACUCAGUACGAGCUGCGAGUGGACCUUGGUGUGGGUUCAGAGAAGGCCUAUGCUGUCUAUGACAACUUCAAGAUAGCCCCGGCUAAGCAGAAGUUCAAGCUGACCAUCGGUGAAUACAGUGGAACAGCAGGCGAUGCCAUGAACUACCAUCAAGGUCGUCCCUUCUCCACGGUUGACAAUGACAAUGACAUUGCUCUUGGUAACUGUGCCCUGACACAUCGUGGUGCAUGGUGGUACAAAAACUGUCACCUUGCCAACCUCAACGGCAAAUUCGGAGACAACAGACACAGCAUGGGUGUGAACUGGGAGCCAUGGAAGGGUCACCUGAUGUCUCUUGAUUUCACUGAGAUGAAGAUUCGGCCUGUUGGCACUACCAGGAAGAGGAGGUCGCUUAGCAGCAGAACAGCUCCCAGAAAAUAGUCCCUCUGAUGAACUAAAGCAGUCAAUGGGAACCUCAUUACAAACCAGGCAAAGUAGCUAGAACCUCAU
Molecule: messenger RNA, 3144 nt
Organism: Salvelinus namaycush (lake trout)
Lineage: Eukaryota; Metazoa; Chordata; Actinopteri; Salmoniformes; Salmonidae
Product: tenascin-N-like
Exons: 15
Coding region: 1-3075 (1024 amino acids)
Molecular function (GO): protein binding
Source: RefSeq, a predicted model, not a curated record